This is a messenger RNA of Phialemonium atrogriseum, 2658 nucleotides long. RefSeq lists its product as uncharacterized. Bases 190 to 2526 code for a protein of 778 amino acids. The record is from RefSeq and is a predicted model, not a curated record. Gene Ontology annotation, cellular component: chromatin. NCBI's taxonomy places the organism in Eukaryota, Fungi, Ascomycota, Sordariomycetes, Cephalothecales, Cephalothecaceae. The transcript has 7 exons. Gene Ontology annotation, molecular function: RNA polymerase II cis-regulatory region sequence-specific DNA binding; zinc ion binding; DNA-binding transcription factor activity, RNA polymerase II-specific. Gene Ontology annotation, biological process: regulation of transcription by RNA polymerase II; DNA-templated transcription.
CGCGGGGAUUCUUACUUUCCUUUCUUUUGCACUACGCUUCAAUAUUAUAGCCCAAAUGAGGAUCCGUUGCCCACAACCACUCUCGAUACUUUGAAAGGUCAAUGUUCGAAUAUUUUCGCCCUCCCAUCUGGGUUGCUUCCGCAAGCCCCUGAUAACCCCUGAUAACACGUUAGUGUCAGAACAUAUACCAUGUCACGCUGGGGGCGCAGACCGGCGUCAUUCCCUGCCAUUGAGAUUCGACCUCGUCCCACGCUUCGUGCUGAAGACAGCCGGGGGGUUCCACCAUCACCGAACCACUCGGCGAUACCAUCGGGGGCCGAGAACGCAGCCGAGAACGUCCAUCUUUUGACUGCUGCGGGUUCACAAUCAAUCUCGACAAUAGCAAAGCCACGCAGACAUCAAUGUUCCGUGUGUAGUUCGGCGUUCGCUCGUGCUGAACACCUUGCUCGCCACGAGAGAUCCCAUCGGAACGAGAGGCCUUUCGCCUGCAGACUAUGUGAUGCCCGUUUUACUCGGAAGGAUCUCAUCAAGAGACAUGUACAACGGCAUCAUGGUGAUCUGCCUGACGCUUCAGCAUCCUCACGGCCCGCGGCAGAAGGAGGAGCUAACUCACCAGAAGGAUCCGAGAUAGUUGUGAGCGCCACGUCGCCUAGCAAUGUCUCAAGCCCCUCAACCACGGCCGGAAACCCUCCUCAUCAGAUUGCCAACACUUCAGCUCAAUACCAUGGGAAUGUGAGUUCACAGCGGCAGGAUUCAAGCGAGCCCAUGGGGAGGAUUGAUGAGGCCCCUGCCAUGUUCGACUUGGAGACAUUCGUGACGAUGGAAUUUGGUGGAAUCGGCGGCCUUUCGCAAGUCUUUUCCACAGAGUUGAAUUCCAGAGACCAUGCGAGGCCACAACAAGAGAGCAAUACAUUGGACCGCCAUUCCCUGCCUUUUUGCUCCUCUGCAUUGACACCAGCAAGAGCGCCAAGAGCACGUUAUUUAUCUUUUGCACAACCCCAGGCGUCUUCCUGGAGAGGCUCUUUCGAAAUAUCCGCACCAAAGCGCGCUGAUCUCAUCAGAGAAAUGGACGAAGUCUUCCACCCGGAUCGUCUGGAGUCAAGUUUCCACAUACCGUCAUGCAUGGUACUUGAAGGAUGCAUCACGGUCUUUUUCAAUUCUUUCCUCUGCCACAUGCCGUGCAUUCACAUCCCAACAUGGCGAGCAGAGGAUGCGCAUCCCUCCCUGCUCCUAGGUAUGAUAGCCAUUGGACUCGUCUAUCGAUCUAGACGAGAGCUAGCCAACAUCAUCUAUCGAGCGGCAAGGCUGUCUAUCAUUCGCUAUAUGGAGUCAUCCACAAGCACAUCGAAGGAUUCGCCGGUCUGGAUAAUGCAGACAUUAUUCUUGAUAAUGGCUUACGGGACCUGGAGCGGUGACCUGGCCCUCGUUCAGGACGCUUUAGCUCUCCAAUCCCGUCUUGCCCACAUUGCGCGUUCUCUCAUUGGACCUACCGCUGAUGAGACGGUCAAACUGGCACAUCUAGAAUUAUCCUGGGAAGAAUGGGUUAGGCUGGAAACUCUAACAAGGACGAUAUUCGUGGUGUAUUCGUACUUCAGCAUUCUCAACUUGUCCUUCAACAUUCCGCCGGCGCUGCUCAACUCCGAAAUGGACCUCUUUCUUCCCUGUGCCGAGAGGGAGUGGACAGCAGCUACGCCAGAGACUUGGACUGAGUAUCAUAAGCUUUGCCAAAGAAGACCUGAAGCUGCCUUCCCCAGAGUCCUUCGGAGUCUCCUUUCUCCAGCAGAGCCUUCGGCGAUUCCUUGCAGUACGAGCGGAGGUUACAUCGUGCUCCACGCCAUCCUCCAGCAAGUAUGGCACAUCCGCCAAGCGUCUCCGGGCGGACCUGCGGAGCUCGCCACAGUCGAGAUCGCCUUGAAGAAAUGGCAGGCCAUGUCCACGGCGCAUCCCGAAUCCUCGUUCUCAUCACGGAGCCCAUACGACCCGCUGGUCUUUAAUUCAAACUCCCUCCUGCGGUUAGCUUACAUACGGCUCGCCGUGGAUUUCUCCCGGAUCAGGGCGGUCUUGAUGAGUCAAAACACCAACGCGAUCUCGCACGCAAUGACAUCCCAGCCGACGAACGUUCAUAGAUCUGCCAUGAGUACGAAAGCAGCUGUGCAUGCAAUUGAUGCACUGAGAAUCCCUUUAAAGAUGGGGUUGCACCCGCCUACCAAGAGUGGUACCUUUCCCUGGAGUCUGCAGCACCAUCUAUUCUCUCUGGAAUGCUGUUUGUUCUUAAGUAAAUGGCUAAACGUCUUGAGUGCAUCAAGCGACGCGACCUGGACAGAGGACGAACAGUCUUUGAUUGCACUCAUACAAGAGACGGUGGAGGAAGUCGGCUUGGAUCCGAUGAGGUUAUCGAAGCCACCAAGCGCCCAGAUCAUGUACGCCUGGACGGCGAUGUACGGUUCGCAAGACCCCUGGGGAGUCAUUUCAACUAUCAACUCCUCGGUUAUUUCCUUCGCGGACAGCAUUGCCUCUCACUCCUGAGGGGAUGUCUGCAUAUGCAGACGGUACUUAGUGGUUUUCGCAUUACUACAGUAGGUACAAAAGGAACAACCGCCUAUUUGCCCAUCAGAUCUUCCACCGGGGUGUAUAGCCGCAUCACGCCGGUAAGAGCCG